AUAAGGUAACUGGGUUGUGGGAAGAAAAUCAUUGGAUUGAAGGUUGACACAAUGAACCAUUGAAUCUAUCCCAAUAGAAUUCAGUUCCCACGAGACAAAAAGCACCACAUUUGCCCAAGAAAUGAAGUGGGCACAUCAUUGUGUCCUGCAUGGCCUUCUUCAACCCACGCCUUUUGGCCAACAUGGCCUCCACAUCUUCUUCACCUUCCAACCACAUCAAAACAUUGGUUUCAAAGGGUCUUUAUCACUACACACUUCAAUUUUUCACUGAACUUCAUCUCUAUGACCACUGUUCCAUCUCCUCUGCUCUUCCAUCAGUGAUCAAGGCAUGCUCCUCUGCCCAAUAUCAUGCUUUUGGCACACAGCUUCAUUGCUUUGCUCUCAAGACAGGCUCCCAUUCUGAACCAUUUGUGUCCAAUUCCAUCAUCUCCAUGUAUGCCAAGUUUUCAGACAUCGAAUCGGCACGGCAAGUGUUUGAUACAAUGCCUCACAGAGACCUCAUCACCUGGAACUCAAUGAUUAAUGGUUAUUUGCAAAAUGGGUGCUUGGAAGAAGCUUUGGAAACGUUUAAAGAUGUGUACUUGAUUGGUCUUGUUCCCAAGCCUGAGUUGCUAGCAAGCAUGAUAUCCUUCUGUGGUAGAAAAAUGGGUUCAAGGGUAGGGAGACAGAUUCAUGCUCUUCUUGUUGUUGAUGAAAGGAUAAAACAGUCAGUGUUUCUGUCAACAGCUCUUGUGGAUUUUUAUUUUAGGAGUGAUGAUUCUUUGAUGGCUUUGCGUGUUUUUGAUGGAAUGGAGGUGAAAAAUGAGGUUUCCUGGACUGCUAUGAUAUCUGGGUGCACAGCUAAUCAAGAUUAUGAUGAAGCCUUUGCAUGCUUUCGAGCAAUGCAGCUUGAGGGAGUUAGACCAAAUAAAGUCACAUCAAUUGCUCUGUUACCAGCUUGUGCCAAGUCAGGCUUUUUUAAGCAUGGAAAGGAGAUUCAUGGCUAUGCCUUCCGUCAUGGGUUUGAGUCAAGCCCUAAUUUUUCAUCAGCUCUCAUAAAUAUGUAUUGUCAGUGUGGAGAAUCACCUCACCAUGCUGAGCUAAUUUUCGAAGGGUCUAGUUCUAGAGAUGUGGUGUUGUGGAGUUCAAUCAUUGGGAGCUAUUCUCGAAGAGGGGAUAGCUACGAAGCAUUGAAGCUUUUUAACAGGAUGAGGACUGAAAAAACUGAACCAAACUAUGUAACUUUGCUCGCAGCUAUAUCUGCCUGCACAAAUUUAUCUUCACUGAAGCAUGGAUGUGGACUCCAUGGCUAUAUCUUCAAAUUUGGAUUUAGUUGUAAUACCUCUGUGGGCAAUGCACUUAUAAAUAUGUAUGCCAAAUGCGGUUGUCUGGAUGGUUCUUGUAAGAUAUUCCUAGAAAUGCCGAGUAGAGAUUCUGUUACAUGGAGUAGUUUGAUCAGUGCCUAUGGCUUUCAUGGAUGUGGAGAACAAGCUUUACAACUUUUUCAUGAAAUGAAAGAGAGAGGAGUGAAGCCUGAUGCAAUCACCAUCCUUGCAAUUUUAUCGGCUUGCAAUCAUUCUGGCCUUGUAACUGAGGGACAACGGAUAUUCAAACAAGUUAAUGAAGAUUGUGAAAUUCCGUUAACUAUGGAGCAUUAUGCUUGCCUAGUUGAUCUUCUUGGAAGGUCAGGUAAACUUGAAGAUGCUUUGGAAAUACUGAGAACAAUGCCCAUGAAACCGAGUGCAAGAAUGUGGAGCUCUCUUGUAUCGGCUUGUAAGCUUCAUGGAAGACUGGACAUUGCUGAAAUGCUAGCCCCACAACUUAUAAGAUCAGAACCAAAUAACGGUGCUAAUUACACAUUGCUGAAUAUGAUCUAUGCCGAGCAUGGUCAUUGGCUUGAUAUAGAACAAGUGAGGGAAGCCAUGAAACUACAAAGGUUAAAGAAAUGCUAUGGGUUCAGCCGCAUUGAGGCUGGAGAUGAGAGUUUCUAGCAAAGCAGAAAGUAGCCAGCUUUAUGCAGGAGCAGGAAAAACGUUCGCAUACGAUUAUGGAUAACAAUAUAUUGUACGCUGCUUACUCUACUAUUAAUAAAUACCAGGUUUACUUUUUCUGCUAAGAUAAACAAGUUCACAUAUGUCCUCAAGGUGGGUUCGAUGAAAGAAGCAAUGCAAGUUCACGGGUCUAUCAUAUGAUAGCAUCUUUGCUUGAUAGGAUUCUCGACAAAAAAUUACUUACAGCACUCCGAGGCAUUACCAGGAACAGAAAAAGUUGACUCCAGCUCAAACAAAUAGUACCUAGUAACUAGUGAAAGGAAAAUUAUGAAUGAAAGUCUAUACAUGGUCUAGGUAUAUACAGCUUUCCCGAAAUGGAGGUUAAAAAGGAACAGCAAAAAUUCACAUGAAUAUUGAUAGCUUCUAAGCAAAAGAGUCACAAUUUAUUCAAUACAAACAAAGGCUUCACGAACAACCUCCAUACACAGAAGAACUGGGCCUAGAAUCUCAUCCUGCAGUAAAGAUAUCCAUCAUGAAUUUAUCACAGGGUAGGUCAAACUUUUAUCAUUGACAACCCAUGAGGCACCAGAAUUUAAUUCUGAGAACAUAAUUAAAACUACCUUGUAGCAUCCCAUAUCAACUGUGACAUCUGAUAAAAUGGUGGGACCAAUGAAGUUUCCAUGUUCAUAUCCUGGAACCUAUAGAGCAACAUUUCAUGUAUGCACAAGCAUUAGGAUUUAUGAACAAGGCUUCAUAUAACCUCUCAUGACACAAAUGUCCAUAGCAGCAUUAUACAAGUAAAAGGAAUUUAUCUACUUGACACAUUUACAUGCCACAAUAUGCUACAUCAUACAAAGCACAACCUUCAAAAUUGAGGAAUCACUGGAUAUUUGCUUGUCUGCUGAAAAGAUCACAAAAUCUAAUAGUAUUACAAGUACAGAGUAGCAAUUCCUUUCUUCAUUCAUACAUGAUUUUGUUCCUUUUACAGUUCAUUAUCUUCCUGAAAAAUUCAGGUAUCUUCAGAAAAAUGUUGGAAGUGUUAUCUAAUUCUAUAAGAAUCAAUUUAUUCCAUAACAGUCACUGGAACUUACGUCAAGCUGAGACUUGUGCAUCCAUGAUAGCUGACUGACACAUGUGAUCAACAGUGACACAAACCCAGCUAGGUUUCCAAUCGUGUUAUCAAAUUACUAUCCUAAACCAUCAAUUUGAAUGGUGUCCCCUAAAAAUUCAUUUCUUCAAUCCCCCGUUAUGGAAAUUUACUAACAUUUAGAUGGCUAUUUCAUAUGCUUGCCUUCUUGUCUAAAACGUUGCAUCACUCUCUUUACUAAAAAAAAAAAAAUAACGUAGCUGUCAAAACAAAGCACCU
Molecule: messenger RNA, 3336 nt
Organism: Abrus precatorius (Indian licorice)
Lineage: Eukaryota; Viridiplantae; Streptophyta; Magnoliopsida; Fabales; Fabaceae
Product: pentatricopeptide repeat-containing protein At4g31070, mitochondrial
Exons: 3
Coding region: 150-1970 (606 amino acids)
Biological process (GO): RNA modification
Molecular function (GO): protein binding; RNA binding
Source: RefSeq, a predicted model, not a curated record